UCAGCUAUUUUGGCUGCUACACAGUGCUACACGCAACUAGUUCAGUGUUGUCAGCUGCAAAAAGGAAAUACCACAGAUUUAUUUUUUGUUUUACAUUUCUGAGGAAUUGUAGAAGCAUUAAGAUGCCUUCCAAUACAACAGACUACUAUGACUAUGACUCCCAAGAUGAGGUUACAUACCUUAACAACCUCAGGAUGCUGUACAUGGUUGGAUAUCUCAUCAUCUGCAUCCUUGGCUUGCCGCUCAACUUCUUGGUCAUUGUCACAGCCUGUUACUCGUACCAUAAUUUGAAAAAAACCAUCAACAGCAUGUGGGUACUGGCCCUGGCCGUGACUCACCUGUUGUGCUCCGCAUUCCUCCCACUGCAGUUAGUCUAUGCCUGGCACCAAUUCAACUGGCACUAUGGACCGGCUCUGUGCAAGGUCUCAUCCUAUGUGAUCUACGUCAGCAUGUAUACCACGGCAGCAGCUCUGAGCCUGUGGAGUGUCAACUGCAGUGUGACCAGCAGCAAGUGCUGUGAGGGUCUCCGCACCAGAUGCGUUAGCCACAGGAUGUCCAUAAACAAGCUCGUAAUCUUGAGCACAUGGACACUUGGGGUGGUCCUAAGUAGCCCAUCGUUACUCUCCCGGGAACUUCGGUACACCACGCUGGGGCUGCAGUGCAUCGAUGACUAUGAUACGGAGAAAGAGAAAACGACGGAUGAAGGCCUGAGAUGGCUAAUAGUGGUUGUUCUGUUUAGGUUUAUGCUGGGAAUUUUGUUUCCGGCAUUUGUCAUGUUCAUAAACUGCUGUCUGGCACGGCGACAGCAUCGUGAUCUGGAUGGGACUUCUAAGCGUGUUAUCUGUUUAAUAAAAGUGGCUUAUUUUGUUUGCUGGACGCCACUGCUUUUCCUGGGGCUGCUUCAGAUCACCAUGACAACACCCAACCUGUUCAAAUACAUGUUACCAGCAGCCACUGUUCUGGCUUUAGCUCAUUGUUGUGUUAAUCCAGUGAUCUAUCUGCUGGUGGGGCAUAGCAUUAAAUUGCAGUGGCUGUCAGAAGUCUAAGGUGACACUGCUGAGGAAAAAUGCCAUGGUGAUUUUAUAGCACUAGAACAGCAAAAGUCAGAGGAGUAUUAAAGUAAAAGUAUCGUUACUUCAACUAAAUAACUUGAGCAGAGGUAAAAGUAGCCUAUCAACACCAAUUUAGAAUCAAGAGUAAAAAUAUGUUAAGCUAAACAUAUUUAGAGAAAUGAAAUAUAACACUUAGUGUAUCAGAACAGGAGCUAAAUUUAUUGAGCAAUGUUCUUCUCACUUGAAAGUUUUGCUACAAACUAAAAACAUAAAGCUUGAAAGCAGGAGGUAUGGCUAACAGCAAACCAGAUCAAGUGUUGAAAAAAACAGAAUAUAGUGAAAUUCAGCACAAAGAAAUCAUGGCAACUAAUUUAGUGACUAAAUGUGAAUGAUUAAAAUGUAAGUAACAUUAGUGAAUAAUUGUAUAAAUAUUAAGUCUUUUUGGGGUUUAUACAAAGAACCAUUACCAGAGUAUUCAUGUCAGAAAAAUAUGGUGGGGAGAAAACAUUUGGAAAAUGCUUUUAUCCAAAGUAACUUAAAAUUAUGACUGAGUACAACUUGAGCAAUUGAGGGUUAAGAGCCUUACUCAGGGACCCAACAAUGGCAGCAGGGGGCCUUGAGCUAGCAACCUUUUGUUUACUAAUCAAGUUCCUUAACCACUGAGAUACCACUGCCACAAUGCAACCACAAAGACUAAAUCAGCACAGGACACUGGAAUUCCCAACCUGAGUACAGCCUCACAUAGGAUUUGAUACAAAGACUUUCAUUGAUGUAUAAAGAUCUAAGAAGCAGCACACAUUUAUCAUUUUAAAAAUUAGUUGCAUGAAGAAUAUGUAAUUGUCCUCUUCCUUAAAUCCAAAUAUUUUAUUGUUUUGCAAUGUUUUGUAAUGACAUUGCUUUGAGGUGUCUAUGAGAAUUUCUUGGCUAGUAUAAUCCUAUACAGAUCAGUGAGCAUUGCUUCAAGAACAGCUAGAUAUUAUUUUACAUUUAACCUCUUAAACUCAAGUUUUUCAGUUAUUGUUCUUAUACCAUAUUACGCUAUAAUUUUAUGUAAGAUAGGAUUAGAGGUAUGUAGCUACAAGUGUAAGGACAGAGACUCAGGACCCACCACUGCAGGUCCUUGAAACGUAAGGGGUGCGUGCUGGAAAAAGAACUGUUUAAUCUGCUGUCUAUUAUUGACUGUAUUCAUGUUUCUGUAAACACAGUGUGAAACCUAUUCCUAUCCAGAGCGUUUUCUCUUCAUGUCAUUAUAGUGUGAAAUAUAUAUUUAGCUCUAGUCAGCUGUUUUUAAAAUGUAUUAGCAUACUGACACCUGGCCUUGUUGUUCUUGAGUUUUGUAUCUUAACUCUCUGAGAUCCAUUAGGGUCAUUAGUAGUGACUGACACAUCUUUGCCCAAAUCUUGGAUAACCGAGGAAAUGAGGGUUUUCUUUAUAUCCUACAGUAUAUACCCUACAGCCUAUUAGUUCUGUGUGACUGUUUUGUAUGUAUAUAUACAUAUAUUAAAAUUACAGCAGCAGUAUAAUUGUAUUAUCAUGUUAAUAUGUUAAAAUGCAGAGUUAAUAAAGGCUCCUAGAAGUAUAUCCAA
This is a messenger RNA of Electrophorus electricus (electric eel), 2638 nucleotides long. RefSeq names its product chemerin-like receptor 1. Gene Ontology annotation, biological process: complement receptor mediated signaling pathway; positive regulation of cytosolic calcium ion concentration; inflammatory response. Gene Ontology annotation, cellular component: plasma membrane. Gene Ontology annotation, molecular function: complement receptor activity; G protein-coupled receptor activity. The record is from RefSeq and is a predicted model, not a curated record. Lineage: Eukaryota; Metazoa; Chordata; Actinopteri; Gymnotiformes; Gymnotidae.